CGUGGGCCUUGUCCUGUCCCCAGAGCCUUGGGUCACAUGGCUCAUUGUGCCUGCAUUGCCAGGAGCCAGGAGCCAGGAGCAGAGCAGAGCGCCAACAUGAACUUGGGGGUCAGCAUGCUUAGGAUCCUCUUCCUCCUGGAUGUAGGAGGAGCUCAAGUGCUGGCAACAGGCAAGCCCCCAGGGGCUGAAAUCGUUUCAGAUUUCAAGUAUGCCCUCAUCGGGACUGCUGUGGGCAUUGCCGUAUCUGCCAGCUUCCUGGCCCUGAAGAUCUGCAUGAUCAGGAGGCACUUAUUUGACGACGACUCUUCCGACCUGAAAAGCACACCUGGAGGCCUCAAUGACACCAUCCCGCUAAAGAAGAGAGCCCCAAGGCGAAACUACAAUUUCUCCGAAAGUCUCUUUCAGUGUUGAACAGCCCCUCUGCUUUUUAUCUUUAUGACAUUGUUGAUUGAGAAGUCCCUAAAUCCCGCUGUCUUACACAAUGUCCCAUUUUCUGGAUUUGUCUGAUUGUUUUCUCCUGAGUGGAUUCAGAUGGAAGUUUUUGGUUGGAAAUACCACAAGGUGAUGUUGUGUACCUUUCAUUGUAUUGCAUCACUGUUGGUGAUGCUUCAUUUGCUUGGUUAAGGGAGUGACCACUAGAUUUCUACAUUUGUGGAAAUUAGAAUUUUCCCCUCUGAAAUGAAUGAAUAAUACGAAGGGAGGCACUUUGACACUAUGUGAAUAUCCGGACCCCCAACAAUUCCUCACCUAAUGAUUUUAGUCUAUUCAUGAUCCUGCUUGAAGCAGUUAUUGGCAUUGGUGAUUACAAAAUAUUGACUUUCUAACUCCAGCAUUUCUUCUAUAUUUAAUAGCUGACAUUCAUCUAGAAGAAAGCCUUUUUAUUCUAUCUCGCCUUUCUCCUUCUUCUUUUGUUAAGGAUUAUUACUGUGGACUUCAACGCAUUUUAAUCCAUUACCAUUAUGAUUCUUUCUGAUGCCCAAAUUGUUGCAAAUUUGGCUCAUGCAACUCACUUCUUGGGGGCCCCUGUGCCCUUUAGACAGAACCUCAUUAGUCUUUGAGCACAUGCUAGACUUCUGACAACACAACAUCUGAGGCUCACCUUGUCUUGUUCCCAAGGGUAGCACAAGGGUCUAAUUUUCCCAAGGGUCCCUGUUUCUUUCUCUCUCUCUCUCUCUUUUAUUUUAUUUUAUUUUAAUUUUUACUAUGGAAUGAUUUUCAAAAACUAAGAUCUGGGCACAAUGUGUGCUCAGGGCUACUGAGGUGUCAUUGAUUCUAGGCCCUUUCAAUGGACAGAGUCAGGAAAUGUGUAUUUAAAUUACAAACUCAGUAUCAUAAGAUUUUUUCUAAGCUUUCCCUAUUCCAUAUGUCUAGAUUGCCUUCUCCAAAGUAAAAACCCUGCUUUUCAACCACAUAAUAUUUUUACUCAUUUUCUCUAUUCUAUAAUACACACAAAAUACCUCCAGAAAUUAGAGCACUAUACAGCGGUAGACCUGCUCAGUAAACUUGCACAUUUCUUUGCAGUGGCUUUAGCUCUCUAGGUAUGUACGGCCAGAAUAUUGUGUUCAAAUGAAAUUAAUUAUAUUCUCUGUGUGGUUAUGUUAUCAAUUGGAUGGAGAGUCAGAAACAUUUGUUUUAGUGUGUAUUCUAUUUUACUAUUUCCUGUUUUAAUCUUUUAAAAUUUUAAUUUACAUAGUUUUGUUUACACAGUUUGUCUCUGAAUCAUGUACAUGACACACGAUUCAGAGAUAAACUAUGUAGACAGAUAAUACAUGUGUAAACAGAGAUAUACGUGUGUCAUGUACACGAUUCAGAGAUAAACUAUAUAAUCAGAUAAACUCAGAGAAGUGUUUCUUUUGUAACUUCACUCCACCGUGUUCCUACCUACUGCUUUGAAGUUGCCAUUUUCAAUAAUUCCUGGUUUAUCCUUUCUGUGAUACUGUUACAAAAAUAUAUUUAAUUGAAAACACUUUUAUAUAGACACACAUUUUUUUAAAUAAAAUUAGAAAAUGUUUACAUAUAGAUGUAUACAUCUGUGCAUAUAUACUUUUUCCAGCACUUGGAUGGUUUUAUUACUUACUCAGAUGUCUGAUCCAUUUGGCAUUUAUUCUGGUGUGUGGUGUGAGUUACAGAUCCAAUUUUGUUUUUUUCCCAAAUGGCAAUUGAUUUAUUCCGAUACUAUUUUUUAAAACCACCCUAUUUCCCCUGUGUUUCAUUUGCUACUGAACUACUACACUUUUAUAAUGUUCUAAAUUUCUGUAUGUACUAGGGUAUUUCUAGACUUUAUUCUCCAUUGGCAUUUGUGGUUAUUCAUGUGCUGAGGGCUUCCUAGAGAGGCUGAGCCUAGAGAGGCUUCCGGAUGUGCUCUACCUUCUGAUGGGGCUGGUUCCCUCCACCCGCACACCUUAUGCUUCCUUUACAGGGGACAUUCUUGCUAGUUUAUUCCAGCUAUUCUUGCAUAUUUAUUUUUCCAUAUGAACUUCGGAAUCAACUUCAGAAUCUUUCCACAGAAACAGAAAUCUUUCAUGGUGUGGGGGCUGGGGGAGGUCCCAGUGGAGAAUUUUAUGAUGAUUACUUUGUGUUUUUGGCUACCGGGUUUUUGUAUAGACCAAAACAAAUAAAGUAAAAAUAACACACAGAAAAAAA
Molecule: messenger RNA, 2643 nt
Organism: Piliocolobus tephrosceles (Ugandan red Colobus)
Lineage: Eukaryota; Metazoa; Chordata; Mammalia; Primates; Cercopithecidae
Gene: TMEM273
Product: transmembrane protein 273
Exons: 6
Coding region: 37-411 (124 amino acids)
Source: RefSeq, a predicted model, not a curated record